Molecule: messenger RNA, 1348 nt
Organism: Sabethes cyaneus
Lineage: Eukaryota; Metazoa; Arthropoda; Insecta; Diptera; Culicidae
Exons: 2
Coding region: 116-1345 (409 amino acids)
Source: RefSeq, a predicted model, not a curated record
ACAAUCUUAUCGCACGGCGGCGUUGGCAGCGGCAAAGCGGGUGUACUUUUAUCGAACAUUAAUCAUAUCAGUAUAUUUUUCACCGUCACUGGUCGACGGCGGCAGUGCAGCGGCGAUGAAACCGAAUCGCGACAUUCCCGGCUACGUGCAGGACGGCAUCCGUAAGGUGGCCCGUAUCCUGCAGUUCGGAAACCAGUUCACCGUAGACUACGAUUUCCGCAGCGACAGUCAUUACAGUUCGGCUGCCGUUUCCGCGCGCUACCAGAUUACCCUGCGGGAGGAGCUUCGCGAAUUGACACUGCUCUGCAAGGUGCCGCCACCGGAUGCGGACGAUACGCUGCUGGCGCUGUUCGAGCGAGAAGUGUUCCUCUACCAGCAGCUGUUGCCAACGUUUGCACAGUUUCAGCAGGAACGUGACAUCGCGCCUGCUUCGGCGGAGUUUGUGUUUGCACCGGUUUGCUAUUAUGCCUACUGUGAUACGCGAAAACGUGAGGGUAUACUGAUUAUGGAGGAUGCCGGUAGGCGGAUGUUUGGCAACCGGAACAAGUACAAGCCGAUUGACUACGAUCAUGGCCGGCUGGCGAUGAUUCAGCUCGGCCGGUUUCAUGCCGUUUCGCUUGCUAUGAGGGAACAACAUCCGGAGAUUUUCGAACGCUUCCAGCGGCUGGAGGAUGUUACGGGUGAUCGGGUGAUGGCGUCCGACGGAUUUAGGGAAACGAUGGAUCUUUCGUUUCGGCAUGCGAUUGGGACGCUGAGCGUGCACGAAACGGUGAAGAAGGAAAAGUUGAACAAGCUGAAGGAUACGUUCGUGGAAGAGUUGAAAACAAUUGCGGAUAGUGAGCUGUCGGAACCGUUUUGCGUCAUCUGUCAUGGAGACUACAGUGCGAGUAAUAUUAUGUACAGCUAUAAUGGAGGAUUUCCGCACAGAUUGGUCAUGCUGGACUGGCAGCUGGCGAAGUAUGGUUCGCCGGCCUUGGACUUUCUACACUACAUGUUUAUCAGCACGGACGAAUCGUUUCGAAGACUUCACUACGACAACAUGCUACAGACCUACCAGAAUGCACUACGCGACCAUAUGGAACGCCUUGGGGGAGACAACGCGACGGAACGGUUUCCGCUGACGACGCUGAUGCGAUUGAUUCGAUCACAGGCCAAGUAUGCUGUGACGCUGGCAGUGUUGCACAUACCGCUCAUGAUAACCUGUGCCGGUGAGGAAGAGGAGGAAGCCCCCGACGGAAAGGUUGCCAGGGAAAAUGGAACCCGGGGCAGUGGAUCGUACGAUGCCGUGUAUCAGGAACGGAUGCACGGUUUAUUGAAAGACAUUUUCCGAUUGGGCUAUAUGUAGAAU